AUGAGUGGCAACGGUAAUGCUCUCCUCCUCGGCCACCACUUAUCCUCCUACACCGGGGCAGGCUCGGCCUUCGCCAUUCCCCAGCUCCUCCAAAUGGACAAACGCCAAAUCCUCAACAAAUUCAGCUUUGAAGAAGUAUCCCCAACUGCUGACGAUCUCCUUCGUCACAUCGCCUCCACCUUCACCUCCCAGGAACCAGCCAGCAUCCCGGCCAAAGCCAUCAUAAGUCUCCUUUUGGGCCCUACGACCCAAAUCGACAAACUCACUUCAGAGGUCAACUCCUUGUCAGCAAGGCACUCCGCAGACAUGAACCACCUCAACAACCACAUCAGCAAGGCAACCCCCACAGCACUCAAUCCCUAA
Molecule: messenger RNA, 363 nt
Organism: Morchella sextelata
Lineage: Eukaryota; Fungi; Ascomycota; Pezizomycetes; Pezizales; Morchellaceae
Exons: 1
Coding region: 1-363 (120 amino acids)
Source: RefSeq, a predicted model, not a curated record